Molecule: messenger RNA, 1771 nt
Organism: Chrysemys picta bellii (western painted turtle)
Lineage: Eukaryota; Metazoa; Chordata; Testudines; Emydidae
Gene: METTL6
Product: methyltransferase 6, tRNA N3-cytidine
Source: RefSeq, a predicted model, not a curated record
CCUAUAUAAGAAAAAGACCCCAAAAUCGGGACUGUUCCUAUAAAAUCGGGACAUCUGGUCACCCUAGACAGGGAGGUGCAGUCUGGGGGGCAGGCUGGGGGUCUCUGACUCAGCGCAGCCCUGUGCGUGCAGGAUCAAGUUCCCAGUAAGCUGUGUGGCCCAUGAGUUCUCUUUAAGACUGGUCACGUCUACACUGAGAAAAGGCAUCAUAAAUCUUAGGAAAGUCAAGUCCGAUCUUGCCUGGUUUUGCUGGAGGACUUUCAUGGAGGUUUCAGAAAAGGCCUUGAUUGUUUUGUCUGAAAUCAAAGAUGGAAAUAUACACCUGAGGAAAAAAACACUUUAAAUCUGCUUUGUCUGUAUUCAUAUGGAUGAAUCCAGGAUGUUCCAAGAAAACACAUUUGAUAAUUACUUGAAUUCAGCAGCCCCAAUUUGUGAAGAUGGUGCUUUCCAAAAGAAAGGGCACAGUGCAAGGACCCUUAGCCCUGAAGAAGCUGAGAAACUGUCAAGAGAUCAAGCCUUGGUGUCUGACUUCAAAAAACUGAAACUGGAGAAAGAUGCACAGAAGAACUGGGAUCUAUUUUACAAAAGAAACAGCACAAACUUCUUUAAAGACAGGCAUUGGACAACUAGAGAGUUUGAAGAUCUAAAAGCAUGCCGGGAGUUUGAAGAUCAGAAACUGACCAUUCUUGAAGCAGGCUGUGGGGUUGGAAAUUGCUUGUUUCCACUUUUAGAAGAGGACUUGAAUAUCUUUGCUUAUGCCUGUGAUUUCUCUCCAAGAGCUGUUGAGUAUGUAAAGAAGAACACUUUAUAUAAUAUUGAGAGAUGUAAAGUAUUCCAAUGUGAUCUGACCAAAGAUGACCUUCUGGAAAAUAUUCCAGCGGAUUCUGUGGAUGUUGCCACAUUAAUAUUUGUGCUUUCUGCCAUUCACCCUGACAAGAUGCACCUUGCCUUGCAAAAUAUUUAUAAGGUAUUAAAACCAGGCAAAUGUGUCUUAUUUAGAGACUACGGGCUCUAUGAUCAUGCAAUGCUUCGGUUUAAAUCUGGCAGCAAACUUGGAGAAAACUUUUAUGUUAGACAAGAUGGGACAAGAUCAUAUUUCUUUACUGAUGAGUUCUUGUCUCAUCUCUUUAUGGCUGUAGGAUAUGAGCAAGUGGUCAAUGAGUAUGUGCUACGAGAAACUGUGAAUAGGAAAGAAGGUCUGCGUGUUCCAAGGGUUUUUCUUCAGAGCAAAUUUCGAAAGCCUCUAAGUGAAGCAUGAGUAUUUGCUAAUGAGCCACAGAAAUGCUUGUUUAAAUGGGGCAGUGAGGGGGGGAAUUCUAGUGUGGUGUUUUUCCUUGGCUGUACUAUCCUGGAGUCUGCUAAACCAGAAUGACAGAAUCAUGUUUUCCAGCCUUCUGUUGUUUUUGAUCCUUGGGUAUAGAAGAUGAGAGUGACUGUUAGAAUACAAUUUUAAGAUAGGAUAAAGAUACAUAUAUACAAUCAACCUCUUUGAGUGCCUAAAUUUCCCCUUUUUAAAGUAAAUUCUAUGCACCAUUGUUAGAGGCUCUUGUGUGAUUUUAAUAUAAAAAUGGUUUAAAUAAGACAGUCUGUUUUUAAAUAAUUCUCCAAGGAUUUUGCAUAGGAUUGUAAUUUUCAUUAAGGAAAGUAUGUUGUUGAGCAUAAACUGGUUAAAUGUUCAUUAUAAACCGCUGUUUCCACUAGUUGUAAGAAUGGAUUAGUGUUGUGUCCCUUCUCUUUCAUAUUAAAACUAUUUUAUAUUUCUGCUAAUGGA